This is a messenger RNA of Cercospora beticola, 551 nucleotides long. RefSeq lists its product as uncharacterized. The record is from RefSeq and is a predicted model, not a curated record. Lineage: Eukaryota; Fungi; Ascomycota; Dothideomycetes; Mycosphaerellales; Mycosphaerellaceae.
CUCACAUCAUCACAGCUUCAUCACUUUCGAAAAGAGGGCAUUUUGCGAAACAGCAACUCACAACGUCAUGGAUCCCAACUAUAACAAUAACUCUGGUGCGAGCGGCAUGAACAAUAAUAACUACAACAACAAUAACAACAUGGGCUACAACCAAAAUUCUGGUAUGGGUGGCGGCCCAAAUAACAACAUGAACAACUACAACUCGAGUAUGAGCGGCGGCAACAACAAUGGCCAGCCGAAGGAAGACUAUCUUGACAAGGCUGUUGAUGCGGUGGAGAAGAAGCUGGGUGCAAUGACUGGCCACAAUGUCGACCCCAAGAAGUACAGAGCGCAAAAUGAGAAGUUCACGGACAAGCUUCGUGGUCUCUUUGAAUCGAAGUCGGGCAAGAAGCUGCCCAGCAAAUUCUCCAACUGAUCACGACUACCAGACUUUGAUACCCGCCGAAUUAUGAGGAGCACGGCACUUUGAAACAUGAAUCAGAUACGAUGAUACCAGUAUAGCAACAUCAUUUACAGCAACAGAACUGCAGACACUUCAUUUCUCGUUCGCC